Messenger RNA from Anastrepha obliqua, 1480 nucleotides. RefSeq names its product synapsin-like. The record is from RefSeq and is a predicted model, not a curated record. Gene Ontology annotation, biological process: neurotransmitter secretion. Gene Ontology annotation, molecular function: ATP binding. Gene Ontology annotation, cellular component: synaptic vesicle membrane; synaptic vesicle. The transcript is spliced from 7 exons. NCBI's taxonomy places the organism in Eukaryota, Metazoa, Arthropoda, Insecta, Diptera, Tephritidae. The coding region runs from base 560 to 1282 and encodes 240 amino acids.
CGAGUGAAUAUUUUCAACGCCUCAACAGCAACCAGCGACGACAACAAAACGCGCAAGUCGUGCAACCAAGUGGAAAUCCUAUUUAAUAAACACUUUUGUGCGUUCAACUUCCAUCAACAGCAGUCCACGCGCACCCAUCCACCUAUUAAGGCACUCAACGCAGACAACGCCGCGAAUUUCCAUCGUCCAUACAACUAGAGACCAACGCGCAGACAGCCAGGCAGUGAGACAGUUGAGCGCACGUGGGCAAAGCGUCUCGAACUGAACAGCACGGCACUGUUCGGUUAACUCGCAUUCCUCUGUCAAUAUUAGCGCUAUAGCAACUGCUGGGUGUGGGCGAUACUGCGCCCCGCCACCGGAGCCUAAAACUAGCACCCUGAAUUUCUCAUCGUUCAAAUCAAGCUUUACUUCUAAUGUUAAUUUCCUGAAGAGAAGAUUUAGCUCGGGAGACUUGUCUUCCGAGCACGACGAUGUCGAUCCCAGUCAACUGCCGCCUGCUGCGCGACCCAUUCAGGAUCAGCCAACGAAGCCGCCAAUUAGCAGUGGCGGCCCACCGAAUAUGCCACCACCACCAGCGCCGGGUGUGCCAGCAGCUGGUGCACCCGGUGCCGCUGGUGGUCCGGAAUUGUCGUUGAGUUUCGGUGGUGGCAAAACAGCAGCACCAGCACCACCGCGUGGCGUUAGCGCGCCCACCAGCCCGGCGAAGUCGCGUGAAAGUUUGCUACAACGCGUGCAAAGUUUGACGGGUGCAGCGCGCGAUCAAGGCGCUUCCAUAUUGGGUGCUGCAGUGCAAAGUGCCACACGAGCGCCGACCUUCAACAAGGACAAGUACUUCACGUUGCUUGUACUCGACGACCAAAACACCGACUGGUCGAAGUACUUCCGUGGCAAACGGCUGCAUGGUGACUUCGAUAUACGCGUGGAGCAGGCAGAAUUCCGGGAUAUUUCGCUCACCGCCAGCGCCGAAACUGGACCCAUCAUUUCCAUGGCCGUCUAUCGUGGCGGCACCAGGGUGGCCCGCUCAUUCCGACCGGACUUUGUGCUGAUACGUCAACCACCACGCGACGGCUCCAAUGACUUUCGCUCGACUAUUAUUGGGCUGAAGUACGGCGGAGUGCCCAGCAUUAACUCGUUGCAUUCAAUCUAUCAAUUUCAGGAUAAGCCUUGGGUAUUUGCGCAUUUGUUGCAGUUGCAACGUCGCUUGGGACGUGACGCCUUUCCAUUGAUUGAGCAAAACUUCUUUCCCAAUGCCAGGGAUUUGGUAAGUGAAUUGAGAAUUUAAUUACUAAAUGAUUUCAGUAAAAACAAAAAACUCAAAUUUUGGAGUAUUUGUACAACUACGAAUGUGGCUUUAUUACAAUAAAUACAAAUAACAGUUAAUAAUAUUGUAUAUAAUUAUGUACAUGCAUUUAAGCUCUAGGAAUGAAAAAAAAAAAACAUUUUAAAUGGUGAAGUGGGAAGAGUGAAAGGAAAUGAAGUU